This is a messenger RNA of Suillus bovinus, 711 nucleotides long. RefSeq lists its product as uncharacterized. Gene Ontology annotation, biological process: C-terminal protein methylation. Gene Ontology annotation, cellular component: membrane. The record is from RefSeq and is a predicted model, not a curated record. Gene Ontology annotation, molecular function: protein C-terminal S-isoprenylcysteine carboxyl O-methyltransferase activity. The transcript has 2 exons. Lineage: Eukaryota; Fungi; Basidiomycota; Agaricomycetes; Boletales; Suillaceae. The coding region runs from base 1 to 711 and encodes 236 amino acids.
AUGGCGUCACUUCUCAAAGUUCUACUCAUUCUCUCGUCUGCUAUCAUGCAGCAAGUAUCGUUCACACCCCCAAACGUCCCCUCGAGUAAUGAGAUUAUUCGCCCAACGUUUAAUGAGCGGGUCUUCACUCGACUUAUUAUAUACGGGUUCCCGACUAUCCAGGCAAUAUACUGGAUUUUUUCUUUCACAGAGAUCGCCAUCAUAGUCUCUCACACAACAGACUAUCUGUCUGUUAUACAGUCCAUCACACAGCACGCAGUCGGCCACAGGAUUUAUGACACGCCCAUUACUUUCCCCUUCAUUUUGGGCACCACACUUGCUGUCGCAGGGGGUCUCAUCCGCUGGUGGUGUUUUCGCACCCUCGAUCGCUUUUUUACAUUCCAACUCAGUGUCCGCAAAGGACAUCGUCUCUUCACGACCGGACCAUACGCUGUCGUACGCCAUCCAUCAUACACAGGAGGUUUUAUGCAGCUGUUUGGCAUGAUAAUCCUGCACGGAUCGCCCACUUCAUGGCUUAGACACUCCGGAGUUUUAGAUAUUCUUGGACUCAAAUUGGCAGCGGUGGUAUGGCUUACAGGGAUGACACUUGUUUCCAUAAACAUCCUGUCCAGAAUUAGCGAAGAAGAUGAAGCACUAAAAUCGGCUUUCGGGGAUGAGUGGGCGAGGUGGGCGAAGGCAGUCAAAUACCGACUGAUACCUGGCAUCUACUGA